Pelobates fuscus (common spadefoot toad) is the source of this 3360-nucleotide messenger RNA. It is a transcript of the gene FCSK, whose product is annotated as fucose kinase. The record is from RefSeq and is a predicted model, not a curated record. NCBI's taxonomy places the organism in Eukaryota, Metazoa, Chordata, Amphibia, Anura, Pelobatidae. The coding region runs from base 54 to 3302 and encodes 1082 amino acids. Gene Ontology annotation, biological process: GDP-L-fucose salvage. Gene Ontology annotation, molecular function: ATP binding; fucokinase activity. The transcript has 24 exons.
UUUGCAGGCCAGCGGAUACAGAUGGAAACUCGUUAUCCAGAGGACGGUUCGGCAUGGGGUCAGAUGAGGCAGAUUGGACAGUGGUUGUACUUACCUGUCAGUACAAGGACAGUGUGCAUGCCUUCCAGAGAGAACUGGAGACCAGGAAGAGUCGUGGUGUUCUGCCCCCUGAAACCAUCCUCUUGACUGUGGAAGACCCCCAGGCUCAUGUGGGCAGUGGUGGAGCAACUCUGAAUGCCUUGUUGGUGGCGGCAGAACAUCUGAGUGCAAGGGCAGGCUACACAGUGGUUUCCUCCGAUGUUUUGAAUGAUGCCCGGAUCCUCAUCCUCCAUGUGGGCAGAGACUUUCUAUUUGAUGACUGUGGCCGUGGCUUCACCGUUCUCCCCGUGGAAGACCCUGAGGCCCCAGUAGAGUGCUUGACCUGCAAUCUGGACAGCCUGCUGGCCACGCUGAGAUACCAGCUAUGUCCUGGGUCCCCCUCUGGUGUCUGGAUCUGCAGCACGGAUAUGGUCCUUACAUUGCCAUCGAACCCACGAAUUGAUUGGGCACAGUUCAGAGGAGCACGCGUCAUUUCUCUGCCAGGGACCCCAGAGUAUGCCAAGAAGCAUGGCGUUUACCUGGCAGAUGAAAGGGGCUCGGUGAGGGAUAUAAUAUAUUGUGGCUCUGAAGAGAAGAUUGAGAAAUGUAUGCUGGGAGAUCACAGAGUCCCCCUGGUGUCUGGGAUUGUCUUUCUGUCGGCGGAGACCGCCGAGCGUUUCCUAAGUACUCUAGCAUUGCCUCCUCUGGAUGGCUGCACCUACCAAGGGCUUGACUCGGGCGCUGAACCACUGGAGCUUUCUCUAUUCCUCGACGUUCUGAUGAGCAUGGCACAAGACGUUAAUCAGGAGAAUUUCCUACAUGGGGCCCCCACUUCCCCCAAACUUGCUGAUAGGCUCCAGGGAGCCCGGGCUGUGCUUUGGAAGGAGCUCCAUGAUCUGCCACUGACUAUGGUGUAUAUCCCAGAUGGACACUAUGAGUAUCUCACCACAGACCCCCAGAAGCACAUACAGAAUCUGGUCAAAGCAGCAUCACAUGGACCCCAUUGCAGCAAGAUGGCACAUUCCUAUGCCACGCACCCCCUGCUGGUUGAAAAUGGAAGCUCUGUGGUGAACAGUUAUCUGGAUGGACAAGUUCAGGUGAAUUCAGGGAGUGUCAUCCAGAAUUGUCACUUGCAGGGUCCCCUGGAUGUAGGAAGGGGGUGUCUGCUGACAGGUAUCGACCAGAUGGGUGCAUUGGCAUUACAAGGACAUCGACUGAGCAACGUCAUCCUUCAGGCACACCCGGUAUGGGUUCAGAAUCUGUCCCUCACUGUGUACAGCUUGCUGGGGACAGAGGAUCAGCUCCAGGACACAGAGAGCAGCGGCUCAGCCACGUACCUCAACCGUCCUUGGGACGAAUUCUUUUGCAGAACUGGGAUCUGUGAAAGUGAUCUUUGGGGACUUGGCAACCCAUCCGAGGAGCGAAGUUUAUUAAGCGCCCCCCUUUUUCCUGUCCUCCAUCCCUGUGAAGUGCUGGGGGUUGGUGAUGUGCUCUGGUUCCUGGGGCCAGGAAGCAGAGAACACCUUAAACGUUGGCGUAGUUCUUGGCGUGUCUCAUGGCAGCAGUUGCGGCAGCACCGAGACCAGGAAAGGGCACUGAAGAAUCGCAGAGAAGUAUUUUUCAAGCAGGCGCUAGAAAAACUGCAAAAGUCUCUUCUGGGGAGAAAGGAACGUAGUCUGCUGCCCAUUAUCCGAUCUGCUGUACAGGAAGGAAGCCAGGACCUGCUAUUGAUCACACUCGAUCAUGUGGCAUCUGUGGCCGAGGACCCAGGAAUCGCUGCCCGAGCGCUUGCCUGUAUUGCUGAUCUCUUGGGGGUGAUGGCAGGAGGUGAAGGUGGACUGAGGAGUGGACCAGCAGCUAAUAAGGCCUGGGCUAGCAGCUAUCAGCUGUUAGAGAAGGGACUGAUUGCUGACGGCGUAAAACAGUUGGCUACAGAACGAGAGAAGUGGCUGAGCAGACCAGACCUCUUGCUGCGAGCUGCUCGUCAUUACGAGGGCGCAGAGCAGAUUCUGAUUCGCCGAGCUGUGAUGUCCUCUUCCCAGUUUGUUUCUAUUGAAGAGAAGGCUCUGCCAGCAAUGGGUGUCUGGGUGAACACAGAGUGUCCAGCGCGUAUUGACAUAUCCGGGGGCUGGAGUGACACCCCACCCAUUACCUAUGAGCAUGGCGGAGCUGUGGUAAACGUGGCUGUCCUGGUCGAUGGUCAGAGACCUAUCGGUGCGCGGGUGCGGAGAAUCCCUAAAGCAGAGAUUCACCUUUGUAGUGACAGCGGCCCCCAAGGGACCCAACUUCAUACUGAACUGACGUGUGUGAGUCUGGCUGACCUGCAGGAUUACUGCCAGCCACAAGCUCCAGGGGCCCUGCUGAAAGCCGCCUUUAUCUGCUCGGGGACAGUGAGCGUGACUUCCCAGAAAUCAUUGCAGGAACAGCUGAGCACGGCGUACGGGGGAGGGUUUGAGCUUCACACAUGGUCGUACCUCCCGCACGGGUCUGGAUUGGGAACAAGCAGUAUCCUGGCUGGAGCCGUCAUGGCCGUGCUGUACGAGGUGUCAGGCCGAGCCGUGGAUGCGGAGUCUCUGAUCCAUGCCGUGCUGUAUCUGGAGCAGGUUCUGACCACUGGGGGCGGCUGGCAGGACCAGGUUGGGGGACUGAUUCCAGGAGUGAAGAUUGGCCGCUCAGCACCACAGCUUCCUCUCAGAGUCCAAGUAGAUGAAAUCCAACUACCUGAAGGCUUUUUACAGACAUUAAACCAGCAUCUCCUCCUGGUGUACACCGGAAAGACACGCCUGGCUCGAAACCUCCUGCAGGAUGUCCUGAGAAAUUGGUAUGCUCGCCUUCCAGAUAUCGUACAAAACACAGACGCACUGGUAAACAAUGCAGAGCUGUGCGCAGAGGCCUUCCGUACAGGAAACGUGUUGCUCCUGGGCCGCUGUCUGAAUAAGUACUGGUGUCAGAAGAAGUGCAUGGCGCCCGGCUGUGAGCCACUCACUGUGCGCAGGAUAAUGGACACACUGGAGCCCUUGGUUUAUGGGCAGAGUCUCGCUGGCGCAGGCGGUGGUGGGUUCCUGUACAUACUGACCAAGGAGAAGCGGCAGAGAGAUGUCCUGCAGCGAUUACUGGAGAAUACACAUGGACUGGAGAGGUGCAGCGUGCAUGACGUGGAAAUCGAUACAAGGAAAUUCACCGUCUGGCGGGAGGAAGGAAGCGACACAGGCAACGACGGGUGAACAGAAUGAAUAAAUUGAUAAACGUCAUGACGGUGGAGGGACACAGCAACUAUAUGGA